Molecule: messenger RNA, 793 nt
Organism: Penaeus monodon (black tiger shrimp)
Lineage: Eukaryota; Metazoa; Arthropoda; Malacostraca; Decapoda; Penaeidae
Product: sodium-dependent serotonin transporter-like
Exons: 8
Coding region: 1-783 (260 amino acids)
Biological process (GO): sodium ion transmembrane transport; serotonin uptake
Cellular component (GO): neuron projection; membrane
Molecular function (GO): serotonin binding; serotonin:sodium:chloride symporter activity
Source: RefSeq, a predicted model, not a curated record
AUGAUUGUACAAGACGCCAUCUUGACUUCGUCUAUCAACUGCUUAACGAGUUUCCUGGCAGGCUUUGUCAUCUUCUCCGUUCUGGGUUACAUGGCGCACGUGCAGAGCAAACCUAUCUCUGAGCUUGGGCAGGAAGGUCCAGGUCUCGUGUUUACGGUGUACCCCGAGGCCAUCGCUACCAUGACGGGCUCUGUGUUCUGGUCCAUCAUCUUCUUCCUCAUGUUGAUCACACUCGGGCUGGAUAGCACGUUCGGAGGCCUCGAGGCGAUGAUAACAGGCCUGUGUGACGAAUACCCGAGGCUGUUCGGCCGCCACAGGGAAAUCUUCGUCACGACCUAUGGCGGCAUGCACAUCGUCAACCUCCUGAACGUGUUCGGAACCGGCAACCCGAUCCUGUUCAUCGUGUUCGUCGAAGCCACGGCCGUCUGCUGGUUCUACGGCGCCGAGCGAUUCGCAGACGAUAUCGAGAGGAUGUUGGGCUUCCGUCCAGGCAAAUUCUGGAUCGCCUGCUGGAAAUACAUCUCGCCGACUUUCAUCUUUGUGUUGUUCGUGUGUUCGUUCGCGCUCAACGACGAGUCCGAUUCCCUCAACUUACCUGGCUGGGGCGUCGUCUUAGGCUGGGUUCUCACCUGUUCGUCCAUCGUCUGUAUCCCGCUCUAUAUCAUGUAUAUGUUCAUCGUUACUUCGGGAUCCUUCAGAGAGCGCAUCAAGACGAUGAUAAAGCCAGAAGAUUUCGUUCCUCCUCACCUCAGCCAAGUAAACUCCUACGGAACACACGUGUAAGAUUCGUCAC